CCCCGUUACACACCGCGUGUAAACAGUCGCUGCCGGCGCGAUCCGGGACCGUGGAGGAGCCCGGUCGCCGUGCGGCACGGCCCGCCCUGGGAGAGGCGGCAGAGGCGCGAGGGGAGGCGGGGGCGCGGCGCGCCGCGAUGGAUUUCCAGCAGCUGGCUGAGGUUGCGGAGAAAUGGUGUUCGCACACGCCCUUCCAGCUCAUCGCCACCGAGGAGACCGAGCACCGGAUGGAUUUCUACGCCGACCCCGGCGUCUCCUUCUACGUGCUGUGUCCAGACAACGGCUGCGGAGACAAUUUUCACGUGUGGAGCGAGAGCGAGGACUGCCUGCCUUUCUUGCAGUUAGCACAGGAUUACAUAUCUUCCUGCGGCAAGAAGACACUCCAUGAAGUCUUGGAAAAAGUGUUCAAGUCCUUCAGACCUUUGCUGGGCCUUCCAGAUGCAGAAGAUGAUGCAUUUGAAGAAUACAAUGCAGAUGUGGAAGAGGAAGAGCCAGAGGCAGACCACCCCCAAAUGGGGGUUAGUCAGCAAUAACUCCUCAAGCACACCUUCUGGAAAAGGAUAAGGAGCCUUGUGGUACCCUAAGUGAGGUCACUGCUCCGGGUGUAGCCUUUUGGAUUAGCACUUUGAGACGGGACAUCUGGCUCCCAGCAUCCAAUUAAAAUGAAAUACUUUGAUAAUGACCACAAGGUCUCCAUAAAGAGCUGUGUCAUCACUUGAAUUUAGGUUUUACUUCAGUGAAGUUUCUAUGGAAUUGUCUCGGUAGGCUUUGCCACUUUCAAUUUAGAGUCCAUUUUGUGGCUGCCUGUUUCUCUCUUGAGUUUAUAUUGGAGGAUUAAUAUUCAGUGAUUAGAAGGAAGAGAACUCAGAAUGUAUUAAGGAUUUGUUUUGAGUUCUCACAAGUGUCCUUGCUGAGGAAAAGCAUGGUAGAGGAGGUAGUCAAUCUACACUUUUUAUAUACGUUUUAAGUGUUCACAAGUGAAAGAUUUUGCUUAUAAAGCAUGAGGUUUAAUAACUAAUUGUUAAACUACUCAAGUAAAAAUUCACAUGCAAAAGCAGAAAAGAUUGCUUUGGAUUAAGAUGGUAAGAGGCGAGGAACCUUGGGAGAGCGUCUCCAUUACUGAGUUACUUGGGUACGUAGCAACUGGUUCCUGGUUAGGUGUAAAUUGUUACUUGCAUGGUCAGUGGUUUCAAAACAUGCCAAUUACAAAGCCACUUUAAAAAUCUAAUAAUGGAAAAUAUAAAGGGUAUGAAAGACAUAAUUUACUGAUUUUUAAAAAUCUGUUUAUGAAAUAUCUCACAUAUAAAAUGAAACAUUUACCUUCAUAAUAAGAUAGCAACUUAUGAAAUCAUGAAAACACCCAGAAUCCAAAUAAGUGCUACUUAAACUUUGAAGCCAUAGAUAAAUUUUUAAAAAGGAGAGUAAAAAAUUUAAAAAUUAUCAUGGAAUCCUUUACUUUCUUAAUCUUUUAUUCUU
Perognathus longimembris pacificus (Pacific pocket mouse) is the source of this 1476-nucleotide messenger RNA. RefSeq names its product maturin, neural progenitor differentiation regulator homolog (gene Mturn). Gene Ontology annotation, biological process: regulation of signaling; positive regulation of megakaryocyte differentiation. NCBI's taxonomy places the organism in Eukaryota, Metazoa, Chordata, Mammalia, Rodentia, Heteromyidae. The record is from RefSeq and is a predicted model, not a curated record. The coding region runs from base 138 to 533 and encodes 131 amino acids. Gene Ontology annotation, cellular component: cytoplasm. The transcript is spliced from 3 exons.